Molecule: messenger RNA, 339 nt
Organism: Alternaria postmessia
Lineage: Eukaryota; Fungi; Ascomycota; Dothideomycetes; Pleosporales; Pleosporaceae
Exons: 2
Coding region: 1-339 (112 amino acids)
Cellular component (GO): membrane
Source: RefSeq, a predicted model, not a curated record
AUGCAUGCUGACUGGACAAUCAAGUCUCUAGGAAACAUCGCUCUCAUCCUUGGUGCUCUUACUGCUGGUGGCGGUAUCACCGGUUACGUGAGGACUGGCUCCGUGCCAUCAAUCGCAGCUGGAUGUACUGUUGGACUUCUGUAUAUGCUCGGUGGCUACCGUGUCAACAGCCGCGCAGCCUACGGUGUCGAGUUGGCUCUUCUCGCUUCUGUCAUUCUUGCGGGUAGCUCAAUUCCUCGCGCGAUCAAGUCCGGCAAGCCGCUUCCCAUUGGACUGAGCAUUCUGGCGACAUUCGGUCUGUGGACAUUCGGCAAUGCGUACAUGAACAAACGCGUAUGA